CGGGCGACGGACUGCGGCCUCCGGAAAGUGCCCGCGCUGGUCUCACUGCCGUUUCCUCCCCUAGGAGCAUCUUCCAGAGACAAGAUGGUGAAAGUCGGAAUCAACGGGUUUGGCCGUAUCGGCCGCCUGGUCACCAGAGCUGCCUUCACCAGUGGCAAAGUUGAGGUUGUGGCCAUCAAUGACCCCUUCAUUGACCUCAACUACAUGGUUUACAUGUUCAAGUAUGACUCCACACAUGGUCGCUUUCAUGGCACUGUCAAGGCUGAGAAUGGAAAACUUGUGAUUAACGGGCAUGCAAUCACCAUCUUCCAGGAGCGUGACCCCAGCAACAUCAAGUGGGGAGAAGCUGGAGCAGAAUAUGUUGUAGAGUCCACUGGAGUCUUCACUACCACAGAGAAGGCCAGUGCUCACCUGAAGGGUGGUGCAAAGCGUGUGAUCAUCUCUGCCCCCUCAGCUGAUGCACCCAUGUUUGUGAUUGGUGUCAACCAUGAGAAGUAUGACAAGUCUCUGAAAAUUGUCAGCAAUGCCUCCUGCACCACCAACUGCCUGGCCCCCCUAGCCAAGGUCAUUAAUGACAACUUUGGCAUUGUGGAAGGUCUCAUGACCACAGUCCAUGCUGUCACAGCCACACAGAAGACUGUGGAUGGCCCCUCUGGGAAGAUGUGGCGGGAUGGCAGAGGUGCUGCCCAAAACAUCAUUCCAGCAUCCACUGGGGCUGCCAAGGCUGUGGGAAAAGUCAUUCCUGAGCUCAAUGGGAAGCUUACUGGAAUGGCAUUCCGUGUCCCAACACCCAAUGUCUCUGUUGUAGACCUGACCUGUCGCCUGGAGAAAGCAGCCAAGUAUGAUGAUAUUAAGAAGGUUGUGAAGACUGCCUCUGAGGGCCCCUUGAAGGGCAUCCUGGGAUACACAGAGGACCAGGUUGUCUCCUGUGAUUUCAACAGUGACACCCACUCAUCCAUCUUUGAUGCAGGUGCUGGCAUCGCUCUCAAUGAUCACUUUGUCAAGCUGGUCUCCUGGUAUGACAAUGAAUUUGGGUACAGCAACCGUGUGGUGGACUUGAUGGUUCAUAUGGCUUCCAAGGAGUGAACCAGGCAAAUGGCUCAGCUGCUGCCCGGGGAGGGAGGGGGAGGCUAGAGUCUCUCCUGUCGGAUACUACCGCCCUCCUAUCACCACUCAGUUCUGCAGCCUGCAGUGAGAGGCCAGUGCUGUUUCACCUGCCUUCUCCACUCCCCCACAUGCCUCAAGCUUGGGGGAGGUGAGGAGGUGGCUGGGAACUGACCUGUUUCUAUUCUAUCUUUCCUCUAAUAAAAUAAUUGCUGUC
This is a messenger RNA of Gavialis gangeticus (Gharial), 1321 nucleotides long. It is a transcript of the gene GAPDH, whose product is annotated as glyceraldehyde-3-phosphate dehydrogenase. Bases 85 to 1086 code for a protein of 333 amino acids. NCBI's taxonomy places the organism in Eukaryota, Metazoa, Chordata, Crocodylia, Gavialidae. Gene Ontology annotation, molecular function: oxidoreductase activity, acting on the aldehyde or oxo group of donors, NAD or NADP as acceptor; NAD binding; NADP binding. The record is from RefSeq and is a predicted model, not a curated record. Gene Ontology annotation, biological process: glucose metabolic process. The transcript is spliced from 11 exons.